UUCCUUCUCCAUUCAAUGAACUGACUUCAGCAGGGGAAAGCAGUGGAGUUUGCCUGUUAGAGGAGGAGCUGGAGAAAGAGUAGAGGCGGGUGUGGGUUUCUGUUUCUGUUCCUGUUCCUAUUUCCCCCGCAGGGUGUUAUAUGGCCAUGGCCGGCUCGAACCGGGGUCCUUCCGCCCGAGUGCUUUUGCAGCAGUGCCUGCGCGCGAGGCUGCAGGUGAAGCCUGCCGAGCCGGGUUCCGAAGCCGAGUGGGUGGAGAUCCAACGGGGACUUAUAAUCUAUGUAUGUUUCUUCAAGGGGGCUAGUGAAGAAAUCAUUCCCAAAAUAGUUGAUACACUCGUAAAUGUGAAGUUAAGUGAAACUGAAGGUGGCAAAUAUGUUUCUAUUUUGGAUUUGCCAGGUAGCAUAUUAAUAAUACCCCAGGCUACACUGGGUGGUAAAGUGAAGGGAAGAAGCAUGCAGUAUCAUUCCAACGUUGAAAAGGAAAUUGGGAUGGAGCUCUAUUCCCAGUUUGUGACUCAAUGUGAAAGAGAACUAUCUGCUAAUACCAAAUGUGCAGAAUCUGGUGCUGUUCUCAAGCAUGGCACAUAUGGAAACCGGCAAGUGUUGAAAGUAGACACAAAUGGACCUUUCACUCAUGUGAUUGAGUUUUGAAAAACAAGUUUUUUGUUGUUGUUUUUGGAAUUCAUACUGCCUGACAAAUGUUGCAUUAUUGUGUCAAAUGUUGCUAUAGGUUAGCAGUAUACUUAAAUUGGUCCUAAAUGACUGAGAGCAAAGAAAAGAUUUCAGUCAUCCCAGUAAAUAAAUAUAUUUAAUUAUUAAAUUAAAUAGUUUAAAUUUAUCUUCCUCCUUUCAAUCAGUGGUCCUUGUUCUUUGACAAAAAGAGACCCACCAGCAGAAUUCUGUCUUUGUCCUUGAAUCUAUUCUACCAGGCCUCUACAAGAACAUUUUUUCUCUCUGGCCAUUCUCUAUAAUCUUUUCGUGCCAUUAUUACUACAGUCAGUAGUGUAGUGGCAACUUCAGAAGUGCAGGGUCCUGUUUUGAUAGCUAUACCCCUCACAGCCACACCCCCUUCUAAGAUUAUACAACCUUCUAAGACUAUAGAAUAAUUUGGCCAGGCUUGAUUACUGCUUUGUGCUUCUCUGUCACAUUUGACUGUCCUUUGUAGUGCAGUACACUGCUGGAAAUUGGUAUCAUUUUAAAAACAACCCCUACCCCCAGUGCCAGAUAUUAUGCUUCUAAUAUUGAUGCACUCAUGGGAAAUCCAGAAUUAAGAUGUAUGACUCUAUGGCAAGUGAUUAUAAGAAGUUGGAAAUACAACGUUAAACAAAAAUUAGGAACAAUUGUCAUCACUUUGGGGAUUUGCAAACCACAAGUAACCAAAUAGGUGUAUAACUUGGAAGUUCUCUUUGAUAUACAGUAUCUGUGUCACUUGAGGCCCAAGGGACCAGGAACGCCUAUUUCCAGCUAUAACCCUUUCUUGAUAGGAAUAGCUUGGCUACAGUGCCACCCUGUGGUAACUUCCAGAUUUGACUGCUGCAAUGUUCUCUAUGUGGGGCUGCACUUGAAGACAAUCGGGAAGCUUCAACUAGUGCAGAAUAUACAGCAAGUCUGGUGUCUCCAGCCAGACGCACAUUAAACUAGUCUUGAAAUAUCUGCUUUAGUUGUCAGUUAUCUUUGUUAACACUAAUGUAUAAACUGAGCCCAAACUGAGUUGGGAACCAAAUAUCGGGGAAGGUUUGUCUGGUAGUACCAUCACCCUUUGUGAGUCCUCAGCUUGUGGAAUAAGGACCUAGGUGCACCUUGCACCACCAUUGGAUGCUUUUUGAAGGUCAAGACAC
Rhineura floridana is the source of this 1840-nucleotide messenger RNA. It is a transcript of the gene DTD2, whose product is annotated as D-aminoacyl-tRNA deacylase 2. Gene Ontology annotation, biological process: tRNA metabolic process. Bases 141 to 653 code for a protein of 170 amino acids. The transcript has 3 exons. Gene Ontology annotation, molecular function: D-tyrosyl-tRNA(Tyr) deacylase activity. The record is from RefSeq and is a predicted model, not a curated record. NCBI's taxonomy places the organism in Eukaryota, Metazoa, Chordata, Lepidosauria, Squamata, Rhineuridae. Gene Ontology annotation, cellular component: cytoplasm.